Didymodactylos carnosus is the source of this 2821-nucleotide messenger RNA. The record is from the annotation of a GenBank genome assembly. Lineage: Eukaryota; Metazoa; Rotifera; Eurotatoria; Philodinida; Philodinidae.
AUGACAACCAUUGUUGCUCAACCAAUUUCAUCCGCGUUGUUUAUCCCACCUUUACAAGGUAGUCUUUCUGUAGAAGAAGAUAAUAAACUAUCAGAUAUACUAUCGGCCGACGAUGAACUAGCCAUCAAUACCAUUUAUGAUUAUUGGUUUGGUAAGAAUACGAAUACAUGGUCUAAAGCGUAUCCUCUAAUGACAAAAUUAUGGUGUAAAGUUCAAUAUGAUACUGACAAAACCAUCACCGAAAAAUUUGAAAAAUAUUUAAUUGAAGCAUCGAAUAACGAUAGUGGAAUGUAUCAUCGAUGGCAAUUAACGGAUCGUGGUAAACUUGUUUUAAUUCUAAUAUUCGAUCAGUUUUCACGAAAUAUUUAUCGUAGUACACCAAAAAUGUUUGCAUAUGAUCAAUUGGCAUUAAAUUUAUCUCUACAAAUCAUCAAUGAACAACAUAUAACAUUGUACAGUUUACCAGAAAGAAUAUUUAUUUAUUUUCCGCUUGUUCAUUCAGAAAAUAUUAUUUAUACAACAAAAGGUGUACAAUUAAUGAAUGACCUACUAACUAGUGUGACACAGCGUGAUUUACGAAAACAAUGUAGAUCAAUUGCUCAAUCAUGUCGAACACAUCAACAUCUCCUUGAACUAUUUGGACGUUAUCCACAUCGAAAUCAAGUAUUAGGCAGACAAUCAACACACGACGAAGAAACUUAUUUGAAAACUGCUCGAAAUGAAUUUGUUAACUCGGUAAACUCCAUCAAACCACAACCAACACUUGAAAUUAAUGACAGUAAUAAUAACUCAUCAACGGCUGUUGCAAAGUCAGUUCAACCAUUAAAAAUUUUGGUGUUGCAUAGUUUUCGUCAAAAUGCGAAUAGUUUACGUCGCACAAUGAAAAAUUUGUUAAAAGAAUUGAAAGACAUUGGUACAUUUUUUUUUGCAGAUGCUCCGUUACCGUACAACCCAACGAGCGAAGUCAACCAAGAAUUGUUACCGACAUUCGAUGAUGGUAAUUUACCCGAAACGUCGUAUCAACGACAAUGGUGGAAUGUAUCGAAAGACAACCGAAUGUAUCAUCAGUUGGAUGUAUCCAUUUAUUAUCUUGACCAAUUAUUCAAAUCAGCUGGACCAUUUGAUGGCAUUUUAGGUGGUACAUUAGCUGGUAUUUUAGCUGCGUUGCAACCAGUUGGUAAUAUAUCAUUUCGUUUUGCGAUUUUAAUCUCUGGUUAUCCAUCGCGUGCUGAUAUUCAUGUAGAAAUAAUGAAACAAAAUUAUAUUCAAAAUGUACCAUCGUUGCAUAUUUAUGGUAUUAAAGAUGAUAUCGUUGAUAAUGAACAAACAUUACAAUUAGCAUCAGUCUUUAAAAAUUCAACCAUUGUUCAGCAUCAAGGUGGUCAUUUUACGCCCAAUGAAUGGCCAAAUACAAGUAUUAAAUUAUUUUUGCUUGAACAACAGAAGUGUCGAAUAACGAAGAAACAAGAGACAGAUGCCACUUUUGGUCAACAACAGUUAUUAAUGACAUUUCAUGAGAAAAUAGAAGCCGUAAUCCUAAAUUAUGAAAAACAGUCAUCGCAGAUAUCUCCUGUUGGGUUAUCAAAACAAAUUGAUGAAACGAAUAUGAAUGUAUUGAUAGAAGGAAUAGAUCAUUAUUUGUUUGAAGAUAUUGUAUUGUUGAUUUGGUGUAAACGAACAACAUUUCAUAAUCCAGAACCAAAAACUGAUGGUAAAACAUUUUUUUAUUAUUGGAUUUUGUUAUAUCUGAAAAAACCGGAUGAAAUGUUAGAAUACCUCGACACUAUCCCAAAAUAUGGUAGUUGGGCUGAUUUGAAAACACUCGCUGUUUGUGCAGAUAAAAUGAAAACCAUUGAACAAAAAGAAUGUCUAGAAAAGCUACAACACGCAUGUGUUAAAAUGUUUGGCGAACAAUUAAAACGAGAUUAUCGAUUAGUACUGCAUCAACCAAAUAAUUACCUAAAUGAAAAAGAAGAAAUAGAGGAUAUUAAAAAACAAGAAUGGUUGACAGAUUGUGCUAAAGAAGCACCAAGAAUUGGAAAUAAACAUUAUAACUAUAGUACAGUAAUGGCUAAAGAGGUCGCCAAAUACUUGAAACCUGUUCCCGAUAAUAUAACCGAUCAAAAACAACUGGAUGCUGAAAAAGGUUGUUCUUAUCAAUACUAUAAAAGUUUAAUAUUGGCUGUUUGUCAAGUUUUGGAAAAAGCAUCACCAAGUUUUAUUGAUAAACUAAUGAAAGCACAAAGUCGCAAAGAUCGUGCAUUACAAUAUACAAAAGAGCAACGUGAACAAUUGUUAAAUGCUCCACCAUCAUUCUGUGUUUUGCAUCCUAAGCCUCAGCCACUUAUGCCACGUCCAUUAGAAGAAUUAGAACCGUUACUUGAACAUUUGUCACUAGAUAAGGAUGGUCCAGUUGAUGAUAAACAGUCAAUUGUGUUUCCUCGUGGUGCCAUUAUGACGGGUGGACGAUUAGAUUUAUGUAAACAAAUUGUUGGUCCCGAUGGUAUCCGACCAUUAUUAAAUGCAAUGGAACAUAGUUCAGUAAUACAUAGAUUAUUGUUAGGCAAUAAUAGUGUUGGCAUGGUUGGGGCUGAGGCAAUUGCGGACUAUAUACGUAAUAAUCAUGACUCUAAAAUUGAUACGUGGUACAUUGCUUGUAAUAAAUUCGAUAGCAAUUGUAUGGCACUCAUUUGUGAUUCAUUGAUAUCAGACACCAAAGUUAAGGCAUUGUGGUUAAAACGAAAUCCCAUCUUAGCAGCAGGAGCUGUCCACGUCUCAAAAAUGUUAUCUCUGAAUAAAUAUUUGCAAAUAUUAGAUUUAG